Diversispora eburnea is the source of this 219-nucleotide messenger RNA. The record is from the annotation of a GenBank genome assembly. NCBI's taxonomy places the organism in Eukaryota, Fungi, Glomeromycota, Glomeromycetes, Diversisporales, Diversisporaceae.
AUGAAACGACGCUUUUUCUAUGCUGAUGAAAAUAGAGGAAAAAUGAAUAAAUCUCAUGAACAAAAAUUACUUCAAUCUUUAUAUAAUUUUCAUCCUCAAUCCUGUUAUAUUAGUAGUCACAUUUAUACUCUUUAUGAAUUGCAAGAUUCAUUAGAAGAUAUAAAAUCUGGAAAAUGUGCAGAUUCCGAGGAAUCAUCAAAAUGGAAACAGAAAUUUUAA